CCGCCGGCCGAGAGGGCGAGCUGGUGUUUGAGAGGAGGGAGGAGUACGACGGCGGGAGGAUCAUUGACAUCUCCCACUACUACAGGGAGGACAUGCCGGCGUGGGAGUCGGCCGAUGGGGUAGGGCAGUUUCUGCGACUGCUCCAAUCCAUGGACAAUGGUUCGCUUGCCAACAACUCCGAGAUGAUGUUGCCGGCCCACACUGGCACCCACGUUGACGCCCCCGGCCAUGUCUUCCAGCACUAUUUUGAGGCUGGGUUCGACGUCGAUACCCUCGAUCUCGAAGUUCUCAAUGG
Phalaenopsis equestris is the source of this 295-nucleotide messenger RNA. Its product is annotated as kynurenine formamidase-like. Gene Ontology annotation, molecular function: arylformamidase activity. Lineage: Eukaryota; Viridiplantae; Streptophyta; Magnoliopsida; Asparagales; Orchidaceae. The record is from RefSeq and is a predicted model, not a curated record.